Messenger RNA from Rhinichthys klamathensis goyatoka, 1918 nucleotides. It is a transcript of the gene slc16a13, whose product is annotated as solute carrier family 16 member 13. NCBI's taxonomy places the organism in Eukaryota, Metazoa, Chordata, Actinopteri, Cypriniformes, Leuciscidae. Gene Ontology annotation, molecular function: monocarboxylic acid transmembrane transporter activity. The transcript has 6 exons. Gene Ontology annotation, biological process: transmembrane transport; monocarboxylic acid transport. Bases 184 to 1656 code for a protein of 490 amino acids. The record is from RefSeq and is a predicted model, not a curated record.
CGCUGAAACUAAACCUGCAUGUUGUCAAGCAGCAGGUGAAUUAAUGAAUAAGUCGGAAACCACCAUCGACAUGUGCUUACCAAUAUUUACCGGUUGUCUAUGCAUUUAAAAAGAAGAUGUUUAUGAUUUGACCUAAUCAUCAUGACUCGAAAGGAAAAGGGGUGAUUGGGUUAUGGUGCAAAGAUGGAAAAGCCCCAAGAGAGGCAGGAAACGCAGCAGUCGUCCCCGCAGAUGGCGGCACCUGAUGGGGGUUGGGGCUGGGUGGUGGUGGGGUCUCUUUUCGUGACAUCUGCCCUGGUGUUUGGGAUCAUCCGCAGUCUAGGCGUCUUCUUCGUGGAGUUUGUGCAGUACUUCGAUGAGAGUGCUCAGGCAGUGUCUUGGAUAACAUCCAUUGGGUUGGCCAUGCAACAGCUAAUGAGUCCAAUAGCUGCAGCCGCAUGUAAUGUGUAUGGAGCUCGUCCAGUUGUUAUGAUGGGAGGAUUCCUCUCAGGCCUGGGAUUCAUUCUGGCUUCCCAGGCAACAUCUCUUUUGCAUCUUUACAUGACCAUGGGAUUCAUUUCAGGUUUAGGCUGGGCACUGGUCUUCACCCCUACUGUUGCGUCAGUGAUGCAGUAUUUCACCAUGCGGAGAUCUCUAGCCAUGGGCCUGGGCUUCACAGGCGUUGGUCUGGCCUCUUUCGCCUUCUCCCCGCUUUUUCAAUAUCUAGUGGAAGUUUACGCUUGGCGUGGGGCGUUGCUUAUCCUCGGGGGCUUCAGCUUCAACAUGAUCGCUUGUGGAGCUCUCAUUCGACCUCUGGGGAAUCCAAAAGUUGUGGAAAAGACUGAAAACUCGACCAACCUCAACAGAUGCUCUUUUUCCCCCUCCCGUAUCUACGAGUGUUUUGAGCUCUCCCUGCUGUCACACCGAGGCUUCCUCACUUACGCCGCGGCCAUCACCCUUUUCAAUGCGGGCUACUUCAUCCCCUACGUUCAUCUGGUGGCCCACAGCCGUAACAUUGAUUUCACUGAGUACCAGGCGGCCUUUGUAAUCUCUGUAACCGGUGUGGCGGAUAUCGUGGGCCGCGUAGCCUCCGGUUGGGCCUCGGAUCUGGGCAGAAUGCGGAUGCCCCACAUGCUGGUGCUGUGGACUGGGUUACUGGGCCUGUUUCUGAUGCUCAUUCCCGCUGCUGUGAGUUACUCAGGACUGCUCGUUGUCAGUGUGGCCUAUGGCUUCUGCGCAGGGGCGAUGACGCCGCUGGCCUUCGCGGUGGUGCCGGAGAUCGUAGGCAUCGAGCGAGUGCUGGGAGCCCUCGGUCUCCUGCAGCUCAUUGAGAGCGUUGGAGGGCUGCUGGGAGCACCACUGUCUGGCUGGCUGAAGGACUACACUGGAACAUACACAGCAUCUUUUAUCAUUGCUGGUAGUUUCCUCGUGUUAGGUACGUUGGUUACAAUGACUCUUCCCUAUUUCUGGUCUUGUACGGCCCCUCCACCCCCAUCGCCAUCAAAGAAGAAGUCUCAGGAUUGCUCCAUUGAAGAUGGACUACUCAAACCCACUACCUCGAACUCAGAAAAAGAGUUAAAGAUCUGUUCUAAGAGAGAUGUUACAUAUCCAGAGCAAGAGCGAGAAGAAAUACCUCAGGAAAUUAUUCAUCUGACUAAAUUAAAGGAAACAUUAUGAUUUUGUGAUGUUAGAAAAUACCGAAUGGUGGUAGAGCUAGUUUUUGAAAGGAUAUUUGCAUUAUUUCAAACAGGAUAUACGCAAAUGUUUGUAUUUGAAUCUAGGCCAAAAUGGUUAUGAAAUGAUCCACUAAAAGUUUUACUGCAAAAUGUGGUAUAAGUACAAAUUAGUGUGAUUUACCCAAUGCCAAAUAAUAUAUAUAUAUAUAUAUAUAUAUAUAUAGGUGAAAUUUGCUACUGCUUUUUGGAUAGUAACAAGACAA